This is a messenger RNA of Prorocentrum cordatum, 1344 nucleotides long. The record is from the annotation of a GenBank genome assembly. Lineage: Eukaryota; Dinophyceae; Prorocentrales; Prorocentraceae.
AUGGUGCUGCCGCAGGGCGGCGGCGCCGUGGAGGUCAAGGCGCGCCGCCGGCUGAAGGAGGAGGGCGCGUUCGAGGCCCUCGUGAACGAGAUGGAGACGAAGCUCGCCGAGCUCGGCAACGGGAUUCCGGGCUGCACCCCCAGCGUGUCGGACCUGGACUUGUCGCAGAACCACGUGACGCCCGAGCAGCUGGAGAGGGUGCUGUCCAUAGUGACCACCCACAACGUCUUCGUGCGGCGCUUCCGCCUGUUCGGGAUCCCCACGUUCACCGACGAUGCGAUGCGGAUCCUAGGCGACCACCUGAGAGGGCUGACGAAGGAGCAGGCGCCGACCGAGAUGCACCUGUCCGACUGCGCCAUCACCAGCGAGGGGUUCUAUCACCUCAUGAGCGCCAUCGAGGAGUCCGACCUGUACCCAGGUGCCCCUCCUGGUGGCAAGCCGCGGCCCCUGUACCUGCGGCUGGAGAACAACUACAUCUCCGAGGAGUCCCUGAAGGAGAAGCAGGAGGCAGGCGUGGUGCGCGCGUUCAAGAAGUCGAUGGGCCAACGGGAGGUCACCACGUCCAGCCCGGUGAAGGUGGACAUCAUCGUCCACGAGAACAGCAGCUGGAAGCAGAAGACGGGCGAGCCCCCCGCGCCCGAGAACGCGCCCCCGCCGAGGAUGGUGAACGACCGGUGGGACGAGCAGCAGCGGGCCAAGCAGGCCAUGCCGCUGGCCGCGGCCGCGGCCGCGGCCGCGUGGGGACAGUGGCAGAAGCCGCAGUGGGGUGGCUGGGGCGGCUGGGGCGGAGGUGCCGACCGGAUGUUCACACGUGUGGGCGAGGGGCCGAGCUUGAUGGCGAAGGCCGGGUACGUGAAGCCGGAGCCCACGGGCCUGGCGGCAGGUCUGAACAAGGGCUUCAUCACCACGCGCAGGACCUUGAAGACCAAGCCGUCCUACCGUAUCGGCAGGAAGUCCCAGCGCGGCGCGCUGAUCAAGGAGGUGGUGCGCGAGGUGGCCGGCUUCGCGCCCUACGAGCGCCGCAUGAUCGAGCUGCUGAGGGUCGGCUCCGCCGCCACGCUCAAGCGCGCCCUGAAGGUCGCCAAGAAGCGCCUGGGCACGCACAAGCGCGGCAAGAAGAAGAGGGACGAGAUGGCCGAGGCGCUGGCGGCGCUGCGCAAGAAGGGCGCGAGAUCAAUCGCGCCUGGCGUCAAGCUAGACACGCUGAGGUACUCUGUCUUCGUGUCACGCUUGCUGGUCGUUGCCGCGGGCCGCAAAAAUAUUCAUUUUCGCACCGCGCCACGGCAUGCCGCUGCGUGGAUGGACUGCAGCAAAAUAUCGUGGGAGAGCAGGAUUGGAGACUAA